CUUCAGUGAGCAGUGAGGACUUUGAUAUGAGCGACCCCACAUGGAUAUCAGCUGAUCACGGCCCUGCUUCAGACCUGAGUCCCCCGAACCGCAGAGAGAGAAUGCACAGCCCACAGAACGCACACAUUAAGGAGGAGGACGAUGACUCAUCCUCGGAGAGCGGCAGCGGGAACGGCAUGCACACCAUGACCCUUCUGUCUGCGGGCGGGGCGGCCCCGGGGUCUGAGAGGUGCAUGGAGGGAACCCCGUACAGGAAGGUGGUAAACGGCAACAGGCCCCCGGCCCCGCUGGACUUCAGCACCACCUCCUCGUCCUCAUCGUCCGAGGACCAACAGGCUCCAGUCAACCUGAGUGAGACCAGGCUGCCUGGGUCGGCCCUGAUGGGCCCCUUCCAGCUCGACCCCCCAGACGAGCUGCGCAGGAAGUACCCCGUCAAGCCUCUCGCCCAUGCCGCUGAGCUGCGCCUGGACAAAGACUCGAUCAGGGACUAUGGCAACAAGUCUCCUCAGUACAGCUCAGGAAGCUACGACUCAUUGAAGAUGGAGACAUGUGCCGAGGACCUGACCGUGACCAGAGGCGUGGCGGUGGCAGACGACGAUGACGACGAUGAUCACGACGACAGUGACAAGAUCAACGACACCGAGGGCAAGGACCCCGAGAGACUAAAGGCCUUCAACAUGUUUGUGCGUCUGUUUGUGGAUGAGAACCUGGACCGCAUGGUGCCCAUCUCCAAGCAGCCCAAGGAGAAGAUCCAGGCCAUCAUCGAGUCGUGUAGCCGCCAGUUCCCAGAGUUCGAGCUGCGCGCUCGCAAGCGCAUCCGCACCUACCUCAAAUCCUGCCGCCGAAUGAAGAAGAACGGCAUGGAGACACGACCCACCCCACCUCACCUCACCUCAGCCAUGGCUGAGAACAUCCUGGCAGCCGCCUGCGAGAGCGAGACACGCAAGGCUGCCAAGAGGAUGCGGCUGGAUGUCUACCAGGCACAUGAGGAGCAGAUAGCACUUGACAAGCCCAGUUCUCGCGAGCCAGCCUCCCUGGCCCACUCUGCCUACUCCCUGGCUGCCUCAGCCUACUCCCAGGACCAGCUCUACAUCAACGGUGGGCUCAACUACAGUUACCGUGGUUACGGGGGCCUAGGAGCAAGCAUGCAACACCCUGUCUCCUUGACAACCGCCACUGCUCAGAGCAACGGCCCUACUGACCUCAGCAUGAAGUCCCUGGUGUCCAACUCGUCAUCGGCCAGCUCCAACAGCCACGGGCGGAGCGGUGGUGGCGGAGGGAGCGGGGCCUCGGCACAGCUCAGCCCCACGGAGAUCACAGCCGUGCGUCAGCUCAUCGCCGGCUACCGCGAGUCAGCCGCCUUCCUGCUCCGCUCGGCCGACGAGCUAGAGACCCUGAUCCUGCAGCAGAACUGAGAUGAAAACUCCAUCUCCCCCCGACUCCCUCCUCCUCCCUAUCUCACUCCAACUCUCCCACACAAACCCUAACUAACCGACCAACCACUCUCGCACUCAGCAGAUCCAUUCGUCCGUGAUAUCGUCCUCCUCCACCAACCUUUACAUUCUCCUCAUCGCCAGGAAAAGAAGGCAUGCAACAGCGCUACCUUCCUCUAGUCUAAUAAUCCAAACCCCCUUGAUUGUUUUGGCAUUAGUGCGUGGAGAGAAAGAGCACUGUCUGUGACCACUUUGGAACAGCGUUUCUCCCUCUCUUCAACCACCUGUAAAGGAACGCGCUCCCUCCCAAUCAUAACAGCUCUCCCUCACUCCCAUAGCUCUGUGGAAAGAAGAGGGAUGACACAGAGAGUCGGAAAUUAGUCUACCUAGUGUGGGGGAGAGAGUGGUGGGCUGGUGCACUGGAGAACACUGAAGGGUUGUGCUGUAAUGAGAGAAGAGCACCCCCUUGUGUACGAAUAAAAUAAGUGGAUCCUUUUUGUGUGCCAGGAAGCUCUAUGUGCUGCAGUACACAGAUCCCCUAAACAACCUCGCCCUCCCCAAUAACAAUGAAAGCGAGACUCCCUGAUUAGUACAAAGAAAAAUCCUUUGAUUUGAAUCAGUUAGUUUUUUCGAAGCCUGUAGAAUAUUUACGUUUGUUUGGCACCGUUCCGAGCUACUGAAAAGGGGUGUUGACUGAUCUGAAAGAGAGCACUAACUAUAAGACACUGAACCACUUUGUUAAUGAAAAGAGGCUAAGGAAGAAGACUGGGGGGAAAAAUGUAAAAAGAGAGACAACUUGUCGCGCUCGCUGUAAAUAAGCUCUCUGUGUCCUAAAGCACUUUCCCCUGAUUCAGACCUCACCUACCCGUUGAGUAAUAAAGACCGUGAUGUCCCGGGAGCAACACUUUAACUUAUGCAUUAUGGAGAUGCCAUCUUUUCCACAUGGAAAUACCUCAGAUCUACCAACCAACCGUUCUAGUACUUCAUUCAUACUGGGUGCCGUUAUCAUACAAUGCUCACCAGUUACUACCUGAUGUGUUCAGUGUUUUCAAAGACCUGCAGGAAGCAACGUCUUAACCAUUUCAAGAAGAAUAAAUAUUGUAACUAUAGUUAAAAUUUUAUCCCAAACGAAGUAUUGUUUGUCCCGUUAUUUGUGUAAUGUAUAUAUUCAGUCCAUAUUUGAUUCUAGAAGCAUCAGUAAAGUGAAGGACUGGGGGCAAGGAAGUAUGUUCUGUGGGAGACUGAACGUCUCCAAAGGUAGCUGGAGAUUUUUUUCCAGAGGCCUCCAUGUUUUCCACCCCCCUGGUGGCUCGUUGCUCCCCCAUCAAUUCGAGGUUUUGGUUUGUCCCGAUCUGGUUGUCAACACUCAUCACUCGAUGAUACCGUCUCUUCUGGGUCUGGUUCUGCAUUCCUCUCUCUAACCUACCCUCCUCCUCCGGACCUAUACCCCCCCCCAUCCCCUUCUCCCCCCUGACCUUACCUGAGCUCUGUCCGGCUUAGUUCUGGACCUUGGUUCUGGGAGGAAUUCUGUAUUUCUUUGUCUAUUGACUCUUUGAGAUGGCCAUUAAUCCACGCUGCUGCUAUAUGGACCGGACUUUUGCCACAGACCUAUAACCUCAAGUCAGGACGCCAGCCUCCUGCACAACCAGAGCACCUCAAGACAACAACACAAACAAAAAGAAGCAAAAACUACUCGAGACAGAUAAGAGACAAAAAAUUAAUUUUUGAAAACGACAUGCCAUCCCAGUCAGUUGCUUCUCUCUGCUACUAGGCACUCUGGUUGAUCUUUUUGUUCUUUCAUAAGGCUGUGUUGUUUUUACAUUAACCUUUUCCUUUGUAGUUUUCUUCAUGAGUUUGAACCUCUGGAGGCAUAAAAGGAGCAAUGUGCUUCUCUUGCAGCCACUCACAAGGGUGAUCUGGGCCUAUCUAUCUUACUGUACAAGGUGUGGCCAAAGUCUGUGAGGUUUGUACCUUUUUAGAACGAGAGGAGAAAAAAAGCUAAAUGUUUCUUCAAGAGGCAAGCCUGAAGGGGCUCAUUGUUGUGUCACUGUAAUUUGCUCCCUUUUGCACACUGAAGCAACAGAAAUCUGUGACGAAGGCCCUGCUUGUUCAGGGCUCCAUCUUGCACUGGCGAGGUGUGUACUACUAAAGGAAAGAGGAAGAGUAUCGCAAUGCAGUUGAUAAUCAUCACAUUCCUGGCCCUUGACUGCAUAGUGUUAACGAAAAGAGGCUAUCUGAGCCCAAAGUGCGAGUUGUACAACGCAUCACAUACGACCACCUCUAUUGUGUAAAUGAAAGCCAUUGAUUUAGGUGCACUAGCUCCGUGGCCUGUGAGAGGUCAUGUCUAGAAGGGAUUCCCCUGAUGUCAAAGUGAUGUCAAAACAUAGAUAUUCGAGUCACAUCAGGGAGAAUUUUUGCAUUUUAGUUAACCCUAACUAUUUUCCUAACCUUAACUUGCUGCAUAAGUUCUCCGAACCUGCUAUGAAAAGUCACUAAUGACAUUAGCGGCAUCCCAUCUAGUCAAGACCCCUGUGAGAGAUUGAAUGGAGCACUGGGCUCACUGGCAACAUUCUGAACCACAAAACAACACCUUGAUCUAUCCGCCUAGCAUACAUGUGCAAUGUCAAAUCUGAUCUCCAUAAUGAGUACAAAAUUAUUAAGAAAACAUUUUUUUUUUAAUGUUAUGGAAAUAGUAUGCCUAGAUAGAAAGUAGAAAAUGAAGUCCAAGAAGUCCACUUCAUCUCAGAGCAAGCUCUUGAUUGAAUCUGCUUAGUGGGUAAAAAAAUGACAAACACAAGAGAAAUAUGCAAAAUGACCAGUCAAGAGGAAACCCCCUCACUGUGUUCUCUCUCAAUGUGGCUUUGAUGGCUUCAAAACGUGUUUUCUUAUUAGUAUCGCCCUCCUUUCUGCGGAUCCAUCCUUCACUCUGCUUAUGCCCUGGGAUCUUAAGCUACAAUUCUCUCAGUACAGUAGAUGAA
Salvelinus namaycush (lake trout) is the source of this 4411-nucleotide messenger RNA. Its product is annotated as nucleolar protein 4-like. The record is from RefSeq and is a predicted model, not a curated record. The transcript has 7 exons. Bases 27 to 1415 code for a protein of 462 amino acids. NCBI's taxonomy places the organism in Eukaryota, Metazoa, Chordata, Actinopteri, Salmoniformes, Salmonidae.